Messenger RNA from Vespa mandarinia (Asian giant hornet), 7524 nucleotides. RefSeq lists its product as uncharacterized. Lineage: Eukaryota; Metazoa; Arthropoda; Insecta; Hymenoptera; Vespidae. Gene Ontology annotation, biological process: autophagosome-lysosome fusion. The record is from RefSeq and is a predicted model, not a curated record.
GUCCGUGGGAGAUGUGUCUGUCGCUUUUUCGCCGCCGGCACGUACGCACGCAAGGACGCACCGGUGUUGUUCGCGCACGUUGCUCUCGUCUUCAAAUAAUAUAACAAUCCUCGUUAUAGGACAAUCGAACGAACGAUUCUCGUCGUCCACGUUUUCCUUGAAAACGAUCGCAGAGAUUUUUCCUCUUUUUUUUUUUUCUCGCCCUCCCCUCAAAUCGACGAGAAGAAAGGAAAAACAACAAAGAUCAUCGUCGUCGUUCGUUUACAUUAUCGUUUACAUCCCUCGCGGGAAGCGCCAAACGACUCGCGUGACUUUUUCUCCUCUCGUUUAUCUCAAAGGAUAUAAUAAUAUUUAAGAGGACUCGAAUAUUUUUUGAGGAAAGGAAAAGGGAGAAAGAAAAUUUCGUAUUCGGAGUGUGAUAGAACAGACCAGUAACAGAACGGACGAGCGAGAGUAGGUUGCUCGAGAGAGAAAAGGUGCAUCGAGGGACGAAGAAGUUUUAAGUGCGACGGAUAUUCAACUACGACGUCCAUCUUUGAUUUUUUACGAUUUAUUAUUAUACCGUGAAAGACGACGGGCAAAACGGGUUCCAAGUAUAAUUUCAAGAAUUGAAGAAAGGAUGAUGAAAAGAAUAAAGGUUGAAGAGUUAUUACCGUGAGAGAAAGAGAGAGAGAGAGAGAGAGAGAAAGAGAGAGGGAGAGAGAGAGAGAGAGAGAUGAGAGAGAAAGAGUGAGAAAGAGAAGGAGAAACGACUGAAAGUGUCGAAGGUUUUUUUGUUCGAGCGACUACGAAGGGCGACGAAGGAAAACGAAGUUCGGGCGAAUGUAUAAAGGGGUGAAAGAGAGGAAAGAGAGGAAAAAGAGAUAGAGAAAGGCUGAGGAAGGAAAUAGAAAUAUAGAGAUUCGUGGUUCCGGUUAGUUUCUACUAGUGUGUCACGUGACCUUAUAAAGGAUAUUUACUGUGCUUCGUGUUUUUUUUUUUUUACGACGAUCGUGCUUGCUUUCUCUUCGUCGUCCUGUUGAGAAAAGAGAAAAAGAGGCUCUGGCUUUAUUUCUUCGUUUAAGAGACAUCAAGACUACUUCUUUAUUGAAAUCUGCGUUCUACUUGGAAAAUGUAGUGUGCUACGUUGAACGAGUACGAAAGGACGAAGAAGAGAAGACGGUCAAGUUACGUCGUACGAAUCACACCGGAUUGCAAAAUCGGUGCAUACUGAAGCAGAGAGGGCUGUGAUGAGGGAAGCAGGCUAGAAGGAAGAUCCUGUCGCGCAAGCGCCGGUAGGAGCACAAGAAAGAUGCCGCCAUCCUCGAGAGCCUUAUUAAGCCCGGUGCUGCUUCUAAUCUUCGCAGGAAGCAUCGGUGCCUUCAACUCGCGACAAGGAGAAUGUACGUUUCCACCGCGUUGGGAAGGCACCUGGUUUCAAAGUGGCGUGAGGCAAUCGAUUGUAAUAUCCAGGAAUGAGCUUUCCAGUAAAGGCAGGUGUCUCCACAAUGAGGGGGACAAAUUCCUUUUAGUCGACAUGAAAUCCUGCUACCGCUGCGUCGUCAUUCACGAGAAGCACUCCAAUGUUCUCCAGUACAAAGAGACUUACUGCCACACUAGAAACUCCUUGUCGUCUUUAUGCUCGUACAUCACCGGCGAUGCGCUCCUGUACUCAAUGUUUCGCGAGGAGGCACUCCCAGUACCAUGUCCCUUUCGAGGACCAAUGACCUUCUCGUAUAAUCGGGGUCAUGGUACUUGCUCGAUUCCACAAAGCAACGUCGACACGUGCACGGACGACAGUCGACUCCUUUUCAGGUAUCAGGCCUGUCCUGAUGUUUCCGCUUCUGAAAGUGCCGUGGAGGAGCUCGAGUGCCUGGCCACAUGGAAGGAGGGUAGCAGCCGGUACCUCGUCGGCCGUUUACAUCACAACCACGCGUCGAGCAACGAAGAUCGAUACCGAUGCUUCGUCUACGAGAAGGCCAGUCAGACGGUGCAGGGCAAUCUAAACAGAGCUGCCAUGGGCAUGGGCGCCAUGCAUCAUGACGUCGCCCUACCGAGUGGACCGGUGCCCGAGGGCGCGGCCGAAAUAUACCGGGUGGCUCAGAGUGGUGAUGCUACUUGCAAUGGCCUCUCCAGUCCUAUGGAGGGCUCUAGAACAAUGACCUUGAAGAAAGUCUCAUCACCAGGCGAAUGCCGUUUCCCGAGCUGGCUGACUGGUCAUAGUAGCGGAGGACUCACAUGGCACACACUAGAUCUCGCAAGAUCCUAUACCUUUCAUCCUAGAAACGCUUCCCUUCACGUAGCUCGAUCAAACGGUAGUUCCUCCAGGUUCGACGGUGGCUCUUUGGAUGGACAGUAUAUUCCUGGACAAGAGGAUCAAGAUGUGAAAAUUCUUUGCAAUAGUAUAAAACAAUCGAACGCUGCUCCGGGCAUGAUAAUGAUCAUGCUUGUUGCCCAUUUCACAGUUGGAUGCCGGAGCGGUUAUAUGUGCAUGGCAUUUUAUCGAAGAGACGGUCACGUUAUAGAGGUACAAACAGGAAGUGCCAUUUCAAGACCGGAAGAAGCCUGCAGUCCACCACAUUUUCAACACAGUAUACCCUACCUCACAUUAGUUACGAGUUCACCGGAACUACGCCAAUGUCCUUACCUUGGUAAAUUCACGGUAACCGGAGUUAACCAUAAUCAGAGAAACACUCGUGAAAGUCGUAGAAAUCAACAUCAAGAGUCUCUGACGAGCAGACACGAGGGUGAAAAGGUUAGACAUGCUCAGGAACGGAUAGUCGAGGACCGUCGUGGUCGAAGUAAAAUCGAUUUUGAACUUGAAAAGAGACGAGCGAACAACGAAUAUCUCGUGCGUGAGCGAAUGGGUAGACGGGCCAGAUCGAAUCGUAAUAACAGAAGUCACAGAGAUCAACAGGAGUCCUCUUCUUCGACAAGAUUAGUUUCAGAAUCACAGGAGUUGGUUCAUAGGGAACACGUUUCGCAUUUAAAGACGAAAAAACGAGAGAAAAUUUCGGACGAGCUUGAUAACGAAGAAGAUGGUGAUGAUGGAUCGAGCAGAUCGAAGAGAAAUUCGAAAAUGACGGAUUUCUUGGAAGACUUUACCGAGUUCGCUCAUAUGAAACAAUUCUGGAUGCCGAACUUCGACGACGUGGGAAAGUCGGCCAUUUUAGAAGUCGACGACGACGAAUACUUCGGGGAUUAUCCUGAUACCAAGAAAGCACCGAAGAAGAGAUCGUCCCAAGGCAUUCGAUCUUACAAGAGCAUGUCCUUUGCGGAUCUCACGAGGAUGCGACGAGACCUCGAGAAUCUUGUACACGAAGAAGAAAUUACGAGCGAGACCAGAGAGAAGAGAGAGGAGGUUGAAUCAAGAUGCAAUGCUGAGAUCACCACUCUUACAGUUGGCUGUUCUACCGCAGACAGAAUGGAGUUUCAAAGCGACUGCGUGGAUGAGGAUGCAGUUACCGCUUACUCCUGCCAUGGAAGGUGGAUAGAUGCGGAGGGUACUCAAUUCGUGAUCGCGACCCCACUCGCGCGCAGAACAACGUGGUCGAACGAUAACAACAGGCCGCAGCCCUACAGGAACACCCAAAGAUUGUGCUUCAUGUACAAAGAGAGCGGUGGGGUUGUUAGUUUAACUGCCAGCCCCGUGGCGUGUCAAAGAGGCAUCCCUCCACCCGCACCGAUGUUGGCCUUCAACGCGACCAGCACCGGUCAGUGUAUGGAGGAGAACAACGGGCAGAUGCAUCGAGCGACGUACCUGACGAUACUCCUGUUGACGGCGGUGGUCGUGAUAUUUAGGUGAUUCUAAUCGAAAAGAUGACGACGACGACGACGACGACGACGACGACGACGAGAACGACGAGAACGACGAGAACGACAACGACGACGACGAAGACGACGACAACGACGACGACGACGAUUUUCGAGAGAAGCGUUGAACGACCUUCGUGGGAAAAUGUUUUAUCGACGAGGAUGCCGAGCGACGAGGGAAAAAAAAAAGAAGAAGGCAGAGCGAGAGAGACCGCCUCUGGCGCGAAGCAACGGCAGCGAUCGUUCGAACGUCGAGGCCAAUGGAAAAAGAUGGUGGAAGAGAGGUGGAGAAGGAGGAGGAGGAAGAGGAAGAAGUACAGGGUGCCCUGCUGCUGGUGAAAGAGGAAGGAGACGUGGGACGGAGAAGAGGAAGAAAGAAUCGAUUCACCGGCUUUGACUGCCUUCGGUCGAUAGGUCCUGCCAAGUCUUCUAUCUCUUUCUCUCUCUCUCUCUCUCUCUCUUUCUCGCUUUCAUUCACUCUCCUUCUCUCUUUCUCUGUCUCUUCCUUUCUCUCUCUCUCUCUCUCUUUCUCUCUCCCCCCUCCCCUCUCUCUCUCUCUCUCUCUCUCUCUCUAUCUAUCUAUCUCUCUUUCUCUCUGUCAGGAGAAAUUCGUGCUCGUACGAUCAUCGUUUUGGGAGUAAAGGGAAAAGGAGAGGAAGAGGAGAAGGAGGAGGAGAAGGAGGAGGAGGAGGAGAAGAUAAAGGGGAGAGAAUCAGCUCGACCGCCAGAAGGUACAAACUCCGCACACUAUCGUCGACCGUCGAUCCUUUGAGGCGAGCCGGUGAUCUUCGAUCCGUGAACGAAAGGAUAAGGAUGCACCCGGAGAACGUGUGGACUCUUUUUCCUUACUACGGUCAAACGAACGAACGAUGAGAGAGUAAGAAAUAGAAUGAGAGAGAGAGAGAGAGAGAGAGAGAGAGAGAGUAAGAGGAACAGAAAUAGAGAGAGAAAGAGAGAGGACCAGCUGUAUGUACAAGCGAGAAAAUACGCGUUUUCCUUCGUCUCUCGACACUUCUCGCCAAUACGGCCAGUAGCUUUUUUUACCGACACGUUGUGUACACAUGUAGCUCGUAGUAAACGCGCGCGUGCUAGAUAAUUAAAGUCCUCGAUAAGAGAAGAAAAGGAUGAACGAACGAACGAACGGUUUACCGUGGUCGGACCAUAUCAAAGCGAGGCAAGGAUCGGUCGAUCGUUCGUUCUGUUUCUUUCUUUUUUGGACACGAAGGAUUACGCGUGGAAAGAGAGUAGAAAGAGAAAACGGGAGAGUAGGAGAAAGAGAGAGAGAGAGAGAGAGAGAGAAAGAAUGAGGGACCGAUCGUGAAACGAAAUAUAAGCGCGGUAAUCUCGUUCUAGCUAGUAAGCCAAGCGACGAGGCGGGCUCGUUAUCUUCUAAGGUAGGAACUACAUAGACAGAGAGACUAUCCUUGAUAAAAGCAGAGACGACGACGGGCAAUUUACUCUGCAAACGUUUCCCUCCUGGAAUCACGGUGCUCGCCAGACUUCUCCAUCUUUUAUAUAUAUAUAUAAACCCACUUUAGGCGACGUAGGCGCCUUUAAUUUAUAAUUAUAUAUGUAUAUGUAUAUAUAUAUAUAUAUGUAUAUAUAUAUAUAUACAUCCAAGAAAUGUAUUUAUCCAUCCAUGGCUUGCCUAGGAGAGGAUGUCAGAAGAAAACCGCCGAAACCGAUGGAGAAUCGUGAGCGUACUAUAUCGGCACGAGAUCAAAUUCCAUGACCUUUCGUUGUGUGUAUGUUUGUGUAUAUGUGUCUAUGUGUGUAUUGACAGUGGAAACGAAUUUUAGAGUAAAUCGCCCUACGACGAUUGAAAAGUGGCGAUUUCUUCUCAAACGCCAAGGAUAAUUUUAAUGUUUUUGCCUGUAUAAAAAGAUUAUUAUAAAGCGACGAGGGCUAUGUAAGAACAAGUGAUUCAACGCAAUACAACCUACUCGAUAAUACAUAUAGGAAAAUGACUAUUUUAUGCGACUAAUAGGAUGAGAGAGAGAAAUGAUAGAUAGAAAGAGAGAGAGAGAGAGAGAGAGAGAGAUACGAACCAUGUGAAAGGACAAUGAGAAGGGGACAGAGAAAGAGGUGAGAACGAUAAGUGAUGUGAAAUAGAAGUUAAAGAAGAGGAAGAAAAAUUUGAAAAAUUUUAUACUUCGCUGCACAUUUAUAUGUCGUCGUAUAACUGUGAUCGAUUUUUUUUUUCUUUCCGACGAGUUCGCCUAAAACAGAAGAGAGAAAGAGAGAAAGAAAGAGAGAGAGAGAGAGAUAUAUAUAUAUAUAUAUAUAUAUAUAUAUAUAAAGAGAUAUAAAGAGCCAAAGAAUAGAGAAGAUUUAUUCUUGCAUCUCUAAUCCGCGUUGCGAAUCUCUUCUAAACUCUUUCUCUCAUAUCCCUCCGACUCGACCUCGAUGCGAUCGCGAACCUUUUCAUUUCUAUAUUUUCUUGUAGAGAGAAAGAAAGAGAGAGAAAUAAAUAAAGGAAAGGAAAAGAAAGAGCAUAGGGAAAGAUUUUGUUUUCGCAAGGGCACCGAGGUCUCUCCCUUUUCUUUCUUUUUUUUUUUUUUUUUUUUCUUUCUUAUAGCGUAAGGAAUAAGCAAUAAAAAACGCGCAAUGGCUGAACGCUCGAUAAAAGAGAGAGAGAGAGAAAGAGAGAAAAUAAAAAAAGGAAUAAAAAAAAUAAAAGCGGCAAUUAAAUGGCGUAAACGAUUAAUCGUAUUUACGAGAGGUAACUCGACGACCUUCGUAGAUAUAUUGAUCGGGAGAAAUGAUUAUAUAUCUAUUGUGUACCGAUUUUCCCUUGAAUUCGGAUUGAAUCUAUUUGCGAAAUGAAAAAAGCUUCGAAGGAGACGGCGACGUAAGGAACGGGCGAAUGCAAACGAUAUUAUUGUAACUAAUACAGAGUCUAUAUAUUAUAUUAUUGUACAACCAUCUUUGUAAUAAUUAACCCAAACCGAGUGACGAGAGGAUAAACAAAAGGAGGAGACGUGCAAUGAGAACAUUUGACAAUGAAGAGAAAACAUGAGAGUGUUCGUAUGCGUGUGCGUGUAUGUGAUUUUAUGUGAGAAAGAAAGAGAGAGAAAAAGAGAGAGAGAGAGAGAGAGAGAGAGAGAGAAAGAGAGAAAUGGAAUGCGACCGAAAUAGAGGAUGGCACAGUGAAACAUAAAAAGAAAAAAAGCCAAUCGCUAUUUUACCACUUUUUCAAUCGCGUUAUCGUAGUUUGUAUACUAUUAAACUUUUCUUCGAUUUAUCGUUAAUUACGUAAACGAAAACCAUCGUCGGACGUUCCGCGAAUAAAUCCUCGUGUUUAAAUGAAAUUGCAAUUUAUCUUCCCUAAUGUAAACAUCUUAUUUACUUAACAUUUUCCAUUCGUAGUUUGUUUAUCUUCUCGAACGUUAUUUUUCCUUUGCCAAACUUUCAUGUCAUUCUAAUUACUUUUACAUCAAUCGAAACUUUAACGUCCUUCGUAAUAUUCGAUAUUGUAACAGACAAAUUAAAAAUUGAUUUACAAAGGAUGAAACGUAAUAAUUAACGACGAUGGUUUUUUUGAUCCAGUUUUGUGAUUUCGUGGUUCUUCGAUGAUAAAGGAACCUAAUCGAGAUUAAUUUUCUUUUUUUUUUUUAAUCUCCUCGAGUACCUCGGUACUACACAUGACGAAUAAAAUCUCUUUAUUGUUAUUGUAUCGUCAUAUUGCGCACACAGAAGAUGAAAGGAAAGAAAAAAAAAAAAAGAAAAAAA